GAUUCAGCUGACUAAGGGAACGCCUUGCGCAUGCGCCGUCGGGUCCUCUUAGCGCGUCUCGACCACGUCGGUGGCAGCAUUCACACCACAACAUCAUGGCCGAAAUUGAGCUUGAUAAUGACUUUGAGGGCCAGGGUGACUCUGGUGCUUCGACCACAUUCCCCAUGCAGUGCUCAGCUCUGCGCAAGAACGGCUUUGUCAUGCUGAAGGGCCGUCCCUGCAAGAUUGUUGAGAUGUCAACCUCCAAGACUGGCAAGCAUGGCCAUGCCAAGGUUCACAUGGUCGGACUGGACAUCUUCACUGGCAAAAAGAAUGAGGAUAUCUGUCCUUCCACCCACAACAUGGAUGUCCCUGUUGUCAAGCGUGCAGACCUUCAGCUGAUUGAUGUUGAAGAUGGUUACUGCACUCUGAUGGACGACAAAGGCGAGACUCGCGGUGAUCUGAAGGUACCCGAUGGUCCCCUGGGACAGCAGAUCCAGAAGGACUUUGAAGAUGGCAAAGAACUGCUGUGCACUGUAUUGAAGGCAUGCAGCGACGAGGUCAUCAUUGCCAGCAAAGUCAACAACUCUGCCUAAGUCGACGAGCAGCGGCCGCCGACAGCCAGCCACCCGACCGCCCCCAGCCAAUGACCAUGACCGUGCGCUGCUGCCUGCCGCGAGCGUCACCAGCGCCCGGCCGGAGCCCGCCCCGCCGCCGACCAGCCGCCGCGGCCCCGGGCGGAGGCGUGACCGACCCCGCGCGGGAAUCGGUGUCCGUCGACGAGACGCUGGCGUCAAACAUCCGGCGCCUCCGUCCCCGUCCGGCGGUCGACAGCGAGGACACGGCCAAGUCAUUCCGCGCGUCCGGCUGCUGUGGCUCUAACCGGCAUGCCAAUGGCCGUUGGCGUGCGCUUCGGCAAUGUUCCGUGCGAUUGAAACUAACAAGCUGGCCGCAGCGCAGGUUCGCUCAUUUUAGUUCAAUUCCAGCGAAAGUUGUGCUGUGUGCCGCAAGCGGAAGUCUCCGGCGGCGCAGUGCGAUUGUGGUUAUCGCAUCUCGGUGGCGAAUGUGUGGAAUACACUCGAAUCUCGGGACUUAC
Messenger RNA from Pollicipes pollicipes, 1075 nucleotides. RefSeq names its product eukaryotic translation initiation factor 5A. Bases 96 to 575 code for a protein of 159 amino acids. The transcript is spliced from 5 exons. The record is from RefSeq and is a predicted model, not a curated record. Gene Ontology annotation, molecular function: ribosome binding; translation elongation factor activity; RNA binding. Lineage: Eukaryota; Metazoa; Arthropoda; Thecostraca; Pollicipedomorpha; Pollicipedidae. Gene Ontology annotation, biological process: positive regulation of translational elongation; positive regulation of translational termination.